AUGUUUAUCUGUUUUCGUUCUGUUUGCUUCACGAUCCUUCCACCACCUCCCAAAUCGAGUCUCCUCUCUUCUUCUACCCUUUGCUCCCUCCACCGCCAACCACUUCCUGAUCCUUUUUAUUCGGGAACAGUUCAUCGCCACCGCCAUCCAAUCCGGUCCAGCAGGGUUACCGCCUCGAAACUUGCGAUACAUGGAGAUUGGGGGUUUAUAUCUCCUAGCAUUGGUAAACUCACUAGACUACAGACACCGGCACUUCACCAAAACAACUUACAUGGUCAAAUUCCAAAUGAAAAUAGUAAAUGUCUUCAACUAAGAGCUAUCAUCAGAACAAAAGAAGAUAUUAGGUGGGUGUCUCACCAACCGGUACCUGCUUCUUCCAUAUUCACACCGUCUCCACCACUUAUGGCUAUCAAAUCCACAAAAGUUUUUCAUCUGUUGAGAUUUGAAGCCUCUCAUAACCAUUGUCAUGAAGUGGCAGAUUGUGUUCUAGCGACUACAACCAUUGGUAGGGAAGUAAAGUGGUUUCGCACGGUGGAAAUCAGAGCGCCUCCAAUCAAACCGGGGAGCAAUCUGCUGCUGUUAGCCAAUAAUCUCGAAAGAAAGAAGAAACAUUACUCUCGGUUGCAUUCCAGCCUUGUGAUUCAUCCAAAUGGCCGUGAAAGUGAAGAUCAAUGGAUUCUUGCAGAAGGUCGAGUAGAGGAAUUCAUACAUGCUAAGACACUAUCAGCUUCUGAUCUUCGUGAUCCCGAGAUUUCAAGUCUUAUUGCCGUCAAAAUGAAGGAAUAA
Molecule: messenger RNA, 786 nt
Organism: Lactuca virosa
Lineage: Eukaryota; Viridiplantae; Streptophyta; Magnoliopsida; Asterales; Asteraceae
Source: the annotation of a GenBank genome assembly